CCUAACUGCACCCUCCAAAUGCCUAUCCCUUUUUCUGCCAUAGUGCAAUCGACAGAUCAUUGAUUCACCGAAAGCCCCUUAACCUUUUAAAAACCUCCUCCUCAUCAGUGUUGUGUCGAAAAUACGUGAACAGGUUACAUGGAGCUCAUUUUUCUUUUCUUGUGGGGCUUGCUCAGAUCCGGAGAGGCAGCUGGACAUGGAAAUGGGAAGUGCCUCGCCCCACACUACAUUGAGUUCGCUGAGAUUACCAUUGACAGGGUCAUGGUGGGCAGCAAGGUGCGAUACAUGUGUGAAACUGGCUAUAUAAGGAUAAUUGGGAAGAGUAACUUGAUUGUCUGUACCAACGAUACUGGGCUUAUUCACUGGACCACAAAAGCUUCUGUAUGUAAACGGAACUCCAGUGCUACUUCACAACCGUCAGAAAGAAAACCUGAGUAUCCAGUCACCAUUGUGCCAUCUGACACAGCAGGUUAUUGUGGGAUACCCAGCCCUGUGGAACAUACCACACCUAGGUUGACAGAGUAUGCCGUGGGUCAGAAACUGCAUUACAAGUGUCUGCGUGGUUACGAUGCUCGGCCCCCAACCUCUGAUAUCAGCACAUGUAAGGAAGAGCAUGGGAAAACCAACUGGACAAGGCCAAGUCUGCUGUGCACUAAUGACAGCAAGAGUGAAGAAGAGAUGACACAACCGAUUCCAAUAACAGAUACAUCAGAGCUUUUCCAUGUCCCAUCAGUGAUGUUUCCUAUCACAGUUGCUGUCUCUACUGUCUUCCCAAUCAUUUUCAUCAUUUUGGGGUGGAUCAUCGUAUCGAAACUAUGGAGACGGAGGAGUUUGACAGAAGAUGUCAAGAUUGAAAAGACAAAGUCCAUUCUAAUAACAGCAGCAAGUGUGGAAAUGGAGAGUGAGGAGGAAGCUCACAGACUAAAAUCUAAUAUGUGAAGGAAGUAGCAGAUGUUUCACUUUAAUGCUCGAGUUGGAUUGCCCUGGGACAGACUGGUUCCUGCCUAGAGCCAAGAUAUCGGAGCUCUCAAUGCUAGGGAAAGACAUAUAGCACAUGGAAUAUGGGCCGUAUUGUUAUUAACAGACAAAGAACUUCUUUCACAUUCAUUUCAAGUUGCUACUAUGUAUGUAUCUUGAAGAACAUUAGAGUUAAAAACCUAAACAAUUAAAAGUAUGGAAAUCACCAGUUAAGAGCAAGUAGAUACAUAUUCAAAUAUAUUCAUAGCUUAUAUAAUCUCUUUUUUAAAAGGAACGUGUAAAAUAUCACAUUGGAUAUUCCAGAAAUAGCCUUCAAUCUGCCCCUCUAUCUCUGCCUAACCUGAAAGUGUUUACCAGAAAUGCUCUUCACCCUCCUCUCUUAUAUCAAAUGUAUUUCCAAUAUGGGCUAUAAACUCUCACAAACUACCAGCCAGCACAUGUGGUCCACAGGCCUAACCAGACUAUGUGGCCAUUAUUAGACAGAGACACCAAUAUCAUGACACUUACUCCUCCUGUACAAGCCACAUAUCUGACUCUCCCCAUCCCAUCUCUGACUGCUACACUCAAGAGAUCACAGACGAUCUUAUUUUCCACACAUUGCCCAGAAAUGACACCUUUCUCACACACUCCCUAUUCUACUUUGUGGGAGGAAAACCCAGUAAACCCCAAUCACUCUUUUUGUGUGAGCUGAAAAGCUCAUCAUACCCUCUUCCUCCUCUCACUGUGAACCAGAGGCUUCACUUUGCACAUACAGACCACACGUCCAUCUUCAUCCAUCCCCUCUACUCUUAUAUUUCAGACUAUCCCAUUGGUCAGAGCAGGCUAGUACAUUGUUUAGCAUAAAGGAAGGAAGGGUGGUGGCCUUGUCUGUAGAGCAGUGCUCCCCAAACUGUGGGGUGCACCGCCCUACGUGGGUACAGAGGAACAUUUGGGGGGGGGCAUGUGGCAAGUCCCGGGCCAGCCCCCGCAGGGGACAGGGAGGGAGUGCCACCCAACCCCACUCUGACCUAAGCUCAGUUCCAGCUCCGGCCCCAGCUCCACCCCACCCCCUGCCCCCAACCCAACUCCAGCCGCACUCUGCCUCCUGCUCCGUCCCAGCUCCAGCUCCAGCUCCACUGCACCCCCAGCCCAGCUCUGCCCUCAUCCCCUCUCUGUCCCCAUGCCAGCUCUGCUUCUAGUCCCAGCUGCUCCCCCACCCCCAGUUCAGCUCCCAGCUCCGCCUUCAGACCAAGCAGCUCUGCUGAGCCAAGUGUGCAGUAAUGCCUGGGGGAAGCGGACAGAUUCCAUUACUGGUGAGGGGGAUGCAAGAGGAACAGUCUGGGCACCACUUCUGUACAGCGUAGCAAGAAAUACUUGACAGCUCAUUCUGCCAAAGUACUCGGGGCCCUGGUAUAGAGGGGCAGAAUUAAGUAUGACUUUGGAAUACACAAACUGAUAUUUGACAUGUAUAUUUAUUUAUGGGAUUGUAUGAACUGCAAGUGCAUUUGAAUAUUUAUCUGCCUUCCCAUAACUGCUCAUUUUAUACUAUUGUAGACUACUAGACUCUUGGGGUGACUCCAAGAAUGGGAACUACAGCAUCCUGGCUCAGCCUUAUAUUCUGCACCACUGGCUUGUUAAUUCUUUUCAUUUUUUUUCUUGCUCAGUAUUCUUGAUAGUUAUACUUUACAUGCUUGACACUGAAUCCUGUUGGGAUAGACCUAGCUCAUUAUAUGAAUAGCUUUGUUAAGGUGAGCAGCUGAUUAUCUAAUCUCAGUGCAUUAUAGAAUGCUUGUACAACAUUUUACCUUUAGAUGCUAUUAUUUUGGGUGGGAAAAGGAGAAGAUCUAUAUUUAUGUAAUAGGGUGGAUUGUUCACACCCUUCAGCUGCUGCAAGGGCUCCAAGUCCUGACAGAUUGGGAUACAAUACACCAGGGGUUCUCAAACUGGGGGUCGGAACCCCUCAGGGGUCGUGAGCUGUCAGUCUGUACCCCAAAUCCUGCUUUACAUCCAGCAUUUAUAAUAGUGUUAAAUAUAUUUA
Mauremys mutica (yellowpond turtle) is the source of this 2995-nucleotide messenger RNA. It is a transcript of the gene IL2RA, whose product is annotated as interleukin 2 receptor subunit alpha. Gene Ontology annotation, biological process: inflammatory response. The coding region runs from base 139 to 939 and encodes 266 amino acids. Gene Ontology annotation, molecular function: interleukin-2 binding; interleukin-2 receptor activity. The transcript is spliced from 7 exons. The record is from RefSeq and is a predicted model, not a curated record. NCBI's taxonomy places the organism in Eukaryota, Metazoa, Chordata, Testudines, Geoemydidae.